AUGUAUGCCGAUGAUCUUCUGUUCACACUGCGAGACCUUGAGACAUCGGUCCCUGCCUUGCUACAGGAGUUUGACAAAUAUGGUAGGGUCUCAAACUUCUUACUGAAUGCCACUAAGUCUGAGGUUCUGGGAGUCAACUUAGACCCACUUGUAAUGGGAUGGCUCAAGGAACACAGCCCGUUUCAAAUAAAAGAAAGCCGACUGAAAUAUCUUGGCAUACACUUAGCUGUCUCAGCUGCAGACCUCUUUGAGGCUAACUACAUGUCGCUUAGACUUAACGGCAGUGCGCACAUGCACACUGAAGGCAAAUCGCCUGUAGAAAUUAUGGACCCUCUGAUGCAGUUUAAUAAACUGAGCAUGAGGAGUCGGGCCAUGUGCGCACUCACGUCUGCACCUGUGGCCUUACCUGUACCUGAGUCUGCACCUGUGGCCUUACCUGCACCUGAGUCUUCACCAGUGGCCUUACCUGUAUCUGAGUCUGCACCAGUGGCCUUACCUGAACCUGAGUCUGCACCAGUGGCCUUACCUGUACCUGAGUCUUUACCAGUGGCCUUACCUGUACCUGAGUCUGCACCUGUGGCCUUACCUGUACUUAAGUCUGCACCUGUGGCCCUACCUGUACUUGAGUCUUCACCUGUGGCCUUACCUGUACCUGAGUCUUCACCAGUGUCCUUACCUGUACCUGAGUCUGCACCUGUGGCCUUACCUGUACUUGAGUCUGCACCUGUGGCCCUACCUGUACUUGAGUCUUCACCUGUGGCCUUACCUGUACUUGAGUCUGCACCUGUGGCCCUACCUGUACUUGAGUCUUCACUUGUGGCCUUACCUGUACUUGCGUCUUCACCAGUGGCUUUACCUGUACCUGAGUCUUCAUCAGUGGCCUUACACUUGAGUCUUCACCAGUGGCUUUACAUUGCCUUACCUGCACCUGAUUCUUCACCUGUGGCAUUAUCUCUACUUGAGCCUUCACCAGUGGCCUUACCUGUACUUGAGUCUGCACCAGUGGCCUUACCUGCACCUAAGUCUUCAGCAGUGGCCUUACCUGUACCUGAGUCUUCACCAGUAGCCUUACCUGUACCUGAGUCUGCACCAGUGGCUUUACCUGUACUUGAGUCUGCACCAGUGGCUUUACCUGCACCUGAGUCUUCACCAAUGGCUUUACCUGUACUUGAGUCUUCACCAGUCGCCUUACCUGCACCUGAGUCUGCACCAGUGGCUUUACCUUCUUCACCUGUGGCUUUACCUGUACUUGAGUCUUCACCAGUGGCCUUACCUGUACUUGAGUCUUCACCAGUGGCCUUACCUGCUCCUGAGUCUACACCAGUGGCCUUACCUGUACCUGAGUCUGCACCAGUGGCCUUACCUGUACCUGAGUCUUCACCAGUGGCUUUACCUGUACUUGAGUCUUUACCAGUGGCCUUACCUGCCCCUGAGUCUUUACCAGUGGCAUUACCUGUACUUGAGUCUUUACCAGUGGCCUUACCUGUACCUGAGUCUGCACCAGUGGCCUUACCUGCACCUGAGUCUGCACCAGUGGCUUUACCUGUACUUGAGUCUUUACCAGUGGCCUUACCUGUACCUGAGUCUUCAUCUGUGGCAUUACCUGUACCUGAGUCUGCACCAAUGGCCUUACCUGUACCUGAGUCUGCACCAGUGGUCUUACCUGUACCUGAGUCUGCACCAGUGGCCUUACCUGUACUUGAGUCUUUACCAGUACCUGUACCUGAGUCUGCACCAGUGGUCUUACCUGUACCUGAGUCUUCAUCUGUGGCAUUACCUGUACCUGAGUCUGCACCAAUGGCCUUACCUGUACCUGAGUCUGCACCAGUGGUCUUACCUGUACCUGAGUCUGCACCAGUGGCCUUACCUGUACUUGAGUCUUUACCAGUGGCCUUACCUGCCCCUGAGUCUUUACCAGUGGCCUUACCUGUACCUGAGUCUUUACCAGUGGCCUUACCUGCACCUGAGUCUGCACCAGUGGCUUUACCUGUACUUGAGUCUUUACCAGUGGCCUUACCUGUACCUGAGUCUGCACCAGUGGCCUUAUCUGUACCUGAGUCUGCACCUGUGGCCUUACCUGCACCUGAGUCUUCACCAGUGGCCUUACCUGUAUCUGAGUCUGCACCAGUGGCCUUACCUGAACCUGAGUCUGCACCAGUGGCCUUACCUGUACCUGAGUCUUUACCAGUGGCCUUACCUGUACCUGAGUCUGCACCUGUGGCCUUACCUGUACUUAAGUCUGCACCUGUGGCCCUACCUGUACUUGAGUCUUCACCUGUGGCCUUACCUGUACCUGAGUCUUCACCAGUGUCCUUACCUGUACCUGAGUCUGCACCUGUGGCCUUACCUGUACUUGAGUCUGCACCUGUGGCCCUACCUGUACUUGAGUCUUCACCUGUGGCCUUACCUGUACUUGAGUCUGCACCUGUGGCCCUACCUGUACUUGAGUCUUCACUUGUGGCCUUACCUGUACUUGCGUCUUCACCAGUGGCUUUACCUGUACCUGAGACUUCAUCAGUGGCCUUACACUUGAGUCUUCACCAGUGGCUUUACAUGUACCUGUGUCUUCACUAG
This is a messenger RNA of Bombina bombina (fire-bellied toad), 2574 nucleotides long. RefSeq names its product calphotin-like. Lineage: Eukaryota; Metazoa; Chordata; Amphibia; Anura; Bombinatoridae. The transcript has 5 exons. The record is from RefSeq and is a predicted model, not a curated record. Bases 1 to 2574 code for a protein of 857 amino acids.